Molecule: messenger RNA, 880 nt
Organism: Carcharodon carcharias (great white shark)
Lineage: Eukaryota; Metazoa; Chordata; Chondrichthyes; Lamniformes; Lamnidae
Product: interleukin-6 receptor subunit alpha-like
Exons: 6
Coding region: 1-858 (285 amino acids)
Molecular function (GO): protein binding
Source: RefSeq, a predicted model, not a curated record
AUGAGUCCAGGUGGCCUAUCAAACAAACUGCCUGGGUUUCCCCGGGGCCCAGAGUCUCCAGGGGUUUUCCGGGACUCCUCUCGUUUCAUUUUGAAACUCAUUGUGGUCACAGACUAUUUUCAGCGUCCCCCGCACAGCCUAGGCUGUCCUUGGCCGCAACCCUUUCCGAAGAUCUUAUCGGUGACGGGAUUCACUGUAGCGAAGGGAUAUCGGCAGGAAGAUGGUGGUGGGACAGGUGGUGAAAGUGAUCUGGGAAGCACGUGGAGUUCUUUCCUCUACCGGGUUAACGUUAAGACGACAGCCUUCCUGAUCGCGGACGCUCUGCCUGACACAAACUACACAGUGAAGGUCCGAGCGAUCGAGGAGUUUUAUCACGGAACAUGGAGCAGGUGGAGUAAACAGGCCUACGGAAUGCCAUGGGCUGAUCCCCAGAGGAAUAUCAUCCCUGAAGACAACACGGAGGGUCUUCCCUCUGGUCCAAUCGAUCCCGAGGAUAUUAACUGGGAGGCGUCGACUCCACAGGGUUCUCACCAUCCGGAGUGGAGUAACUUUCCCUGGUACAGGCCCUUGCUAGUGGCGGUCAGCCUAUUCAUUGUGAUCAUGCUGUUCAUCAUCAUUGUCAUCAGGUACAGGAAGAAAUGGAAGGGCCAAGCGACAGCAAAGGUCAAGGGGAAGAACCGGCCGGAGUAUUUGUCCAUCCGGCUGAUCACGGCCUCGGAGGUGAAGGAGUCCGAGGCCAGCGCCGAGAGUGCGAUCCAGCAAAGCUCGGAGGCCCCGGCACCCGAGUCCCAAAGCCUCACCAGUGACGAGCAGCCACAUUUCGACGUCAUCAACGUGAGCUACUUCUACAUCCCAUAAUAACAGCCGUCUACAGGGGGUU